Durusdinium trenchii is the source of this 1827-nucleotide messenger RNA. The record is from the annotation of a GenBank genome assembly. Lineage: Eukaryota; Dinophyceae; Suessiales; Symbiodiniaceae.
AUGGAGCCGAAGAUGUUAGCAAACCCGUCGAUGGACUUCACCAAUCUUCUGGAGGGAGAUCUGAAGGAAGAGGUUAUGAAGGAGCUGAAGAAGGAUCCAGAGGCACAGACUGCCAACUCGCCAGAGUCCAAGUUGAGCCGAAUCUCCACAGAGGCGUCGGUGGGCGAAGUCACCAAAUCCGUGAACAGCUUUCAGUACGAGGCCCAAAACUUGGACGUGCCCGUGGUCGUCGUCACCUCGGAGAUCCACCCGUGGUCCAAAAGCGGCGGCUUAGCCAUCGUUGCAGCGCAGUAUGCAUACAACUUUGCCAUCCGCGGUCACCGCACCAUGGCGAUCGCUCCGAUGUACGACAACUAUGACGGGGCCUUCUAUCAGUGCACCAAAUCCUUUGAGCUCUUCGGUGGCCUUCAUGAGGUGCACCGAAUUCGCAUCGCCGCGAUGAAAAUCGCGCGAAGCGCGAACUACCGCGGAGAUGGGGGCGAGUACUCUGACAACCUGUUUAGGUUUGCACUCUUCUCAUUGGCUGCUUUGGAGGUGCCAGUGGCCAUCGAACUGGGUGGAGCACCCUGCUACGGUGGACGAGUGAUGUUUAUAGCAAAUGAUUGGCAAACAGGACUGCUGCCAGUCUACAUGGUGCAUAGGCAUCGUGCCUUCGGGAACUACAACCAUGCACGCUGCAUGUAUGUGAUCCACAAUUUGGGCUACCAGGGAUGCUACCCUUUGCGAUUAGGUUUGCCUGGCACCUUGCAAUAUGACAAUUUUGCGCAGCUUGGCCUUCCUUUUGCCGCCUUGGGAGACUUGCUCUACCAAUAUCCUUUGCAUGAAAGAACCUUUGAAGGAGAGACCCUGAAUCUCACCAAGGGAGCGAUCCAGUGCUGUGACCGCAUCGUUACAGUGUCCCCAACAUAUGCAGAUGAGAUCCGAACGCUUGAGGGUGGCUUUCGUUUGCAUGAUUUUGUUGCAACCAAGAGCUACUUCUUGGUGGGAAUUCUCAACGGCAUUGAUGCGAGCUGGGCGCCCGAAAAGGACAAAACCAUUGCCGAGACAUUCUCUGCCGAAGACUUGUCCGGCAAGAGGCUUUGCAAACGGCAUUUGCAGCGGAAGUUGGGCUUGAAAGAAGACGACGACGCUUGCAUUUUGAGCUUCGUGGGGCGGCUGACCUCACAGAAAGGCAUUGACCUGAUUGGCUCCUGCGUUCAUUGGAUUAUGGAGGUCCAAUUGGUGAUGAUGGGCAAUGGCGAGGAAGACUUCGGCGAAGGGCUUACAGCCGACGAGGGCCCAAACGUCACCGCAAAACUCGCAGAACCCAACGAGCACAGAGAUUGCAACCACACUCCGUCACUCCGCACUGAAAGGAAGGAAUGCGCAUCCGUGUGCUGCGCCGCGCCAGAAGCAUUGGCGAUAGGUCAUAUGCUUCGUUGGGCUGAAACCACUUGGAAGGUUGGUACACAGAACCUGACACUUCCACAGGACUUCAGUUGGUCUCGAGCCAUUGACGACUAUGAGCGGCACUUCGAUUGGACCAUCGCGGUACGCCAUGCUGUGCUGUGUGGAACAGUCUAUAGUUCUGCUUCUUUUGCCUUGGAUGAUGAAUUUUUCUAUUUCUUCUAUAUUGCAUCUCCGUUUGCAGCUAGUCGCAGCAAGUCCUGUUUGCAGCAAGUCUUGAUGGUUUUGCAUCUCCAUUUGCAGCAAGUCCCGCGAGGAUCCACCGUUUUGGGGAAGGCCUUGAGCGUCGUCUUCUCUCCCUCCGCGUCGCAUCGCGUUGCGUUCGACCGGCGUCGUCAGACGCAGAGUCGUGACGAUGCGCCGCACGGCUGGCCGACGUGA